Saccharomyces eubayanus is the source of this 432-nucleotide messenger RNA. RefSeq names its product Spi1p (gene SPI1). The transcript has a single exon. Gene Ontology annotation, molecular function: structural constituent of cell wall. Gene Ontology annotation, biological process: fungal-type cell wall organization. The record is from RefSeq and is a predicted model, not a curated record. The coding region runs from base 1 to 432 and encodes 143 amino acids. Gene Ontology annotation, cellular component: fungal-type cell wall. NCBI's taxonomy places the organism in Eukaryota, Fungi, Ascomycota, Saccharomycetes, Saccharomycetales, Saccharomycetaceae.
AUGUUGUCUAACGCAAAGUUCCUACUACCAUUGGCCAUGGCUUCUACCGCUUUCGGGUUGGUAUCCAACUCUAGCUCCUCUGUCAUUGUGGCGCCAUCGAGCGACGCUUUCAUCGGCGGUAACGGCACUGCUACCUCUUCUUCUGUUCCAGUUUUCUACAACUCUACUGCUACCACAACACAAUAUGAAGUCGUUAGCGAGUUUACUACCUACUGUCCUGAACCAACCACAUUCGUAACAAACAACGCUACAUACACUGUCACAGCCCCAACGACUCUGACAGUCACCAACUGUCCUUGUACUAUCGAGAAGCCAACUUCUAAAACCACAGCUUCCUCUACACAUGACGUGGAAACAAACGUCAAUGCUGCUAAUGGAAAGGUAAUUCCAAACGCCUUGGGUUUGGCCGGGGCCGUUAUGAUGCUAUUAUAA